Lachancea meyersii CBS 8951 is the source of this 1878-nucleotide messenger RNA. NCBI's taxonomy places the organism in Eukaryota, Fungi, Ascomycota, Saccharomycetes, Saccharomycetales, Saccharomycetaceae. The record is from the annotation of a GenBank genome assembly.
AUGAGAAUAAGAAGCGUUCCCGCUGCUGCCGCAGCACUGAUGCUCGUCUCCGUGGCCGUGGCCGACGUGGCCGGGCUCUACGACAAGUGGACCCCCGACGAUCUACAACAGUAUUUGCAGGACCAGAAACAGACGCUGCAAAAGGCAGGCAAGGAAAAUACGGAUGUGCUUCGCAAGCACGCCGCAGCCGUGUGGCAGAAACAGAGUCAGCCCACUCCGUGGUGGAAGUUCUGGGCCUCGCGCAACCGGGUCGCCGAUUUUGCCCAGGAUCAGGACCCCAUCUCAGAAUGGUUCUUCGACACGUGGUCUGCCAAAGACCUGCGUAAGCUGCUCUCCAAGAGCAAAGUCAAAUUCAACUCGGAUCUCUCGCGCGACGCGCUAGUCGCCAAGGCCAAGGAGAGCUUCGACCAGAUCUCUUCCAAGAACAACCUGUCCGGCUUCUAUCCUUCGCAACAGUACUUUUCGUCAUGGGACGAAUACGAUCUCAAGGCGUGGCUAGACGAGUAUCACGUGCCCUACGACAAGACCAAGGCCAAGAAGGACGAACUACUGGCCAAGGUGCGCGAGAACAUCUACUCGGCUUCUCGCUUUGCAAACGACGAGCGUCUCAGUCUCUUGGAGCAACUGGACCUCGCCAACGAGCAAUUUGUGGACAAGGCUGGCAAAGUCAAGGACCAGGUUUUCAACUCGUGGUCUUCGCGCGAGAUUGAAGACUGGUUGCGCGUUCACAAGGUCAAGAUCGAGGACCAAGCGGCCCACGAUCGCAAGUACUUGCUGAACGUGGCCAAGAAGAACAAAAACUAUUUGCAAGACGAUGCCCUUUGGUACCUAGAGGCUGCUAAAAAGAAAGCCUCGCCAUUUUUGGCCAAGUCCGAGGAAGCCGUGGCCUCCGUUUGGAGUCAGACUGCCGACAAAUGGCAAGGCUUCAAAGACUACUUUACGCAAAGCGACAACAUUGUGAACCACACUUUUUUGCUAGGCGUUGAAACGUGGCCCAAGAAGCGGUUGCGGGCCUUUUUGGAUGCACGCGGAGUUUCUUAUUCUUGGUUCAGCACACGUUCUGACCUGUUGGACUUGGUCAAACAAUACCGCAACCGUCCUCUCAAGAACCUGGCUACUAUGCCCGCUGUAACGGAAUUUUUCGACGGCUGGUCUCUUGAGAACCUAAGGGAAUGGGUUAAGGACAGAAACGACGAUGUUACUUCCAGCGAUGUUUACAAAGCUGCCAGCAGUAAAGUCAGCGACAUUUUGACCGAGACUCAGCGUCAAGGCCAGAAAGCGUUGUCGUUUGCUCAGAAGAAGGGUGGUGACGCCGCAGACUACGCACAAGCUAAAGGCUUUGAGGCCGCCCAGGCCGCUGCAGACUACGCCAAGGACGCAGGUUCUGGUGCCGCCUCUUUUGCUAAGGAAAAAGGUUCUGACGCUACUUCGUACGCCAAGGAUAAGGGUUCAGAUGCUGCUGCCUACGCUAAGGACAAGGGUGGGGAUGCAAGCUCUUACGCCAAGGACAAGAGUAAUGAUGCUGCCGACUACCUCAAGGAAAAGGGCUCCGAGGCCGUUGAAAUGGUACAGCAGAAAACUGCAGACAUGGCUCAUGCUGCUCAGGACAAGGGUGCUGAAGCCUACGAUGCCGCCGGCGACAAAGUCGACGAGUGGACAUCUUUGUUCACCUCUUGGUCCACAGAGGAUUUGAGAAAUUACGCCAAAUCUUUUGGUAUCAAGACUGCUCCAACGACACCUAGGGAAAAACUUGUUGAACAAGUCAAGGAAAACACUCGUUGGUUCUUUGGGUACUACCAAGACCCCAUGUACAAGAGAGUGCCCAAGAAGAUCAGCCAGAUGAUGUCCAAUAGCUACCAGUACGUCUUCCAUCACUGA